AUAUAUAUAUAAUUUUGAGUAUCACGUCAAAUGGUUUUAUUCCGAAUAUUUCUAGGAUAAUAUUUAACGCAUCAUGUUUAUUACAAGAAUAUAUUUGGCAACAAGUGUGUCAAAUCGAAAUAGUAUCAGACACGCGGUGUCUGCCGCCCAUAUUCGCGAUAGUAUGCGAUGCAUGCAUGUAUGUCGUAUGUAUGUAUGUAGUAGCAAGUCGCUACCGCCAUUGGAGCUAGAACCGAAGCGCGUAGUUUGACAGCGGCGGCGAUCAGCUGUUGCGAAUGUUUACGUUCGCGAGUAUUGGCUGACGAGGGAGAAUCGGCGCAUGGUGGUGGGUCGCGGCUACCAUCCCAGUCCCUUUCAGUCCGUCGCGUCGUCCAGUUCGCAUAAUUUACUUAGUGCUUAUCGUAUUUAUUGCCGUGCGUGAAACGUGUUGCGCUGUCGCGCGUUUUUAUGCAAAUGCCAACGCGCACCUUUCCAUCCUUUCCAGAAACGGGAUUAAAUCAAUUUGAAGAUGGGGGGAAUGUUCAGAAGCGAGGAGAUGGCCCUUUGCCAACUGUUUAUUCAGCCGGAAGCAGCUUACCUUUCCGUUUCUGAACUAGGAGAAACCGGUACGGUGCAAUUUCGUGAUCUGAACGGCGACGUGAAUUAUUUUCAACGGAAAUUUGUCAAUGAGGUUCGACGAUGCGACGAACUGGAGCGCAAGCUUCGAUAUAUCGAGGCGGAAGUCAGGAAAGACGGUGUGCCGAUCCCGGAUAAUCUUACGGAACUACCGCGGGCACCCAACCCACGUGAGAUUAUAAAUCUCGAGGCGCAUCUUGAGAAAACGGAGAACGAUAUACAAGAGCUGAGCCAGAACGGGGUAAAUCUGAAGAGCAACUAUCUCGAGCUGACGGAAUUUCAGCACGUACUCGAAAAGACGCAAGUGUUUUUCACGGAGAAUCAAGAUUCGUUUCUUCUUCUUCUGUAUCAACAGGAAGAAGCCAACGACUCGAUCACCAAGGCGCUCAUUAACGAGGAAGCACAGAAUCCAGCAAUUUCGAUUCGUGGACAUCUGGAAUUCGUCGGCGGAGUGAUAAAUCGCGAACGAGUUCCUGCCUUCGAGAGAAUGCUUUGGCGUAUAUCCCGUGGAAACGUAUUUCUUCGGCAAACUGAAAUUGAAAAACCGUUAGAAGAUCCAGCUACGGGCAACAAAAUUUAUAAAACAGCCUUUGUGGCGUUUUUUCAAGGAGAACAGUUGAAAACUCGUAUUAAGAAGGUUUGCAUUGGCUUCCGUGCCUCGCUCUAUGAUUGUCCGACGAGCCAAGGUAAACGUCAGGAAAAGCUGAAAGCUGUGCGAACACAGUUGGCGGAUCUUAACUUGGUUUUAAACCAAACGCAAGAUCAUCGUCAACGUGUUUUACAUAAUGUGGCGAAGGAAUUGCCAAACUGGAGCAUUAUGGUUCGAAAGAUGAAAGCCAUUUAUCAUACGAUGAAUCUGUUCAACAUGGAUGUAUCGAAAAAGUGUCUUAUUGGAGAAUGUUGGGUACCUAUUGCCGAUCUCGGGACCGUGCAAAAUUGUCUUACAGAAGGCUCGCAACAAUGCGGGAGUUCUAUACCAUCGUUUCUCAACGUGAUCCACACGGAUGAAAAUCCCCCGACGUUCAACAGGACAAACAGAUUUACGAGAGGUUUUCAAAAUCUGAUCGAUGCAUAUGGUGUGGCAUCGUAUCGCGAAGCUAAUCCGGCGCUUUACACCAUCAUUACGUUUCCCUUCCUGUUCGGUGUUAUGUUCGGCGAUGCUGGCCAUGGGCUGAUACUGACGCUUUUUGGCGCUGCUAUGGUGCUACGGGAGAAGAAGAUCAUCGCGCAAAAAUCAGACAGUGAAAUUUGGAAUCUAUUUUUCGGCGGCCGUUAUAUCAUCCUCCUCAUGGGUCUGUUCUCCAUCUACAGCGGUUUCAUCUACAAUGAUAUAUUCGCAAAGUCAGUUAACAUAUUCGGAUCUAGUUGGAGGGCCAUGUAUACGUUCAAUGAUACACUAUAUAACAAGACAUUGGAAUUGUUGCCGGAGGCGAAGGCGGAGCACUAUCUGCAAGAACCAUAUCCUCUGGGCAUAGAUCCGGUUUGGUCGCUCGCUCACAACAAAAUUGUAUUUCAGAAUUCGUUCAAGAUGAAGCUGUCGAUAAUUUUCGGCGUCGUACACAUGAUUUUUGGUGUGUGCAUGAACGUUGUUAAUAUCACGUAUUUCAAGAAGUAUUCCAGCUUGUUCCUUGAAUUUCUACCACAAUUGCUCUUCCUUGUCUUCCUAUUCUUUUACAUGACUGCCUUGAUGUUUAUUAAAUGGAUUUUAUACGACGCUUCGUCUGACGAUGAAGGACGAAGACCAGGUUGCGCACCAUCGGUUUUGAUUACAUUUAUUAACAUGAUGCUCUUCAAAAAUGCCAAUGUGCCCGCGGGUUGUUCCGAGUACAUGUUUGAGGGGCAGGAUAUUUUGCAGAAAGUUCUCCUGUUCUCUGCCUUAGCAUGCGUCCCCAUAAUGCUGUUUGGAAAACCGUUAUUUAUAACAUGCUCGAAAAAAAUUGAAACUUCAGGGAAAACUUACAGCAACGGAAGUGCGUCCCAGGACAUCGAGUUGCAGCCGCAGGAAUUGCAGAGCGCGGAGACCAGUAAAGAUGCGGUGGGUGGUCAUGGUCACAACGAAGACAGCUUCGGUGAGCUAAUGAUCCAUCAAUCCAUCCACACCAUAGAGUACGUCUUGUCUACCGUCUCGCACACUGCCUCCUAUCUACGGUUGUGGGCGCUGUCUUUGGCUCAUUCCCAGCUAUCCGAAGUACUCUGGGGUAGGGUGUUGCGGAUAGGCUUAGGGGCCGAAGAGGAUAAUUAUGUCAAAAGUAUUAUACUGUUUUUCACCUUUGCUGUCUGGGCCUUCUUUACCAUCGUCAUUCUCGUCAUGAUGGAGGGCCUCUCGGCGUUUCUUCAUACGCUUCGACUUCAUUGGGUCGAGUUUAUGACCAAGUUCUACGAGGGUUUAGGAUAUCCCUUCCAGCCAUUUUACUUUAAGAAUAUUUUAGACGCUGAAGAUGCCGAAGAGUAAAUAGCCGCUAGUCUAUACAGCAAUAAUUGUUAGAUAUAUGUUUACCGAACAUAUUGCGGGCGAAGACCUUUUUAUAUAUUAAGUAUUUUCAUAUACGCAAAAUCUUGUCUUGUUGCCUGGGGAAGUGUAAAAGAAAGACCAAAUCGCCGUGAAUUGUUUCAAACAAGUCUGACAAUGCGCCUUCUUCAAUAAUUUUAACCAUCGAUCACGUGUCUGUAAAUCGGCCAAACAUGCGCACGGUAAUUGCAAUAACAGAUUUAAAAUAUACGUUU
Formica exsecta is the source of this 3339-nucleotide messenger RNA. It is a transcript of the gene Vha100-2, whose product is annotated as V-type proton ATPase 116 kDa subunit a. The record is from RefSeq and is a predicted model, not a curated record. The transcript has 14 exons. NCBI's taxonomy places the organism in Eukaryota, Metazoa, Arthropoda, Insecta, Hymenoptera, Formicidae. Bases 509 to 3067 code for a protein of 852 amino acids. Gene Ontology annotation, biological process: proton transmembrane transport; vacuolar acidification. Gene Ontology annotation, cellular component: plasma membrane; vacuolar proton-transporting V-type ATPase, V0 domain; vacuolar proton-transporting V-type ATPase complex. Gene Ontology annotation, molecular function: proton-transporting ATPase activity, rotational mechanism; ATPase binding.